AUGUUUGUGGAAGCCGAAGAGCUGAAUCAGGACGACUUUAAGUGGAUAGAAACGGGUGGUUUUGGAUUGGUGUAUCGAGUGAACGGAAGGGAACCCCCAACCGCCUUGAAAAUCAUUCAAAAACGACACGAUAAAGAUCUAGAGCUUUUCCAACGGGAAUUCGAGAAUAUAAAAGCUCUUCAACAUGAGCAUAUCGUCGAGUAUUAUGGGAUCGGCUUCUGGAGACAACAAUUCGAUGAUGUAGAGGCGAUCAACUAUGGUAUCAUGAUGGAGCUUUGCAAACGAGGCUCUUUGACCAACUGGUUAUACAAGAAGACUUUCGUCUAUUCAAUAGAAACGGUCAUCUGGUGGUCCCAUCAACUCUUCAGUGCUCUGGCCUAUUUGGAGGAACGGCGAACCGUUCAUCGAGAUCUCAAACCAGCCAAUGUCCUCGUUUGUGAUGACUUCCGAUUGAAACUCUGUGAUUUUGGGACGACAAAAGUGAACGAACAAACUUGUACAGCACAUUCACUUGUUGGAACCACUCGAUACAUGAGUCCCGAGCAGCAAGAGAAAGCCCCAGGAGAUCCCGGGAAACGACAGGUUUCUCGCCGUAGCGAUGUUUAUUGUAUGGGUCUUAUUUUAUGGGAAAUCAUUGAAAGGAGAAAAGUCUUCUACUUCUACGGUGACUAUUUUGAUUACGCAAAAGCCGGAGAAGCACAGGAACUCCAUGACGAUUUUUGUCAUAAUGACUCUGACUUGUUGCCACAAAGUGAUGAAACGCAAAUGAAACUUUUGAAACCGAUCGGUUUCGAUGGGAGUCGAGAGCGACGGAUGACCGUUGACGAAUAUGAAUCAUCGAAAGAGAGUCUAUCCGACAUUCUGCAUUCGAGAAUCUCAUCGAUAUCAAGUGAUUGGUCAAGAGCGGGCUCGUCGAUGCUUAAAGCGACUGAGUCACUUAAUACCGACUCGUCAUCAGCGCCAUUCUCUUACAUUCGAGGAGCAUACUUUACGAACUGGUCGCAACACAAAACAGGACGAGCGCGUUUUUCACCCAAUGAUUACAUUCCUGGUAUCUGCACUCAUCUCUUUUACGCCUUUUCGAAAUUUGAUACCAACUUCAAAGUUGGAGCACUCGAAGAAAAUGAUCUCGACUUGUUGAAUGGCGAUCGUGGACAAUACAAGUUGCUGAAUGAUCUUAAAAAGAAACAGCCUGAUCUUAAAAUUCUUUUGUCGAUUGGUGGAGCGGCGUUUGGGACAAAACUGUUUGAGGCAAUGACUUCAACAAGAGCAAAUCGAGAAAUUUUCAUUGCAUCCGCAAUUUCGUGGGUCAGAGAACAUAGCUUUGACGGAAUCGAUAUUUGCUGGCAACAGCCGAGAAAUCAGGAUCAAGACAAUUACGCGAAUCUGUUAUCGGAACUUCGAGAAGCAAUCGAAUCUGAGGAGGUGGCAGCGUUUGGCCGAGAGAAACUGUUGUUAUCGGCUGCGGUGUCGCCGAUUGGUCAUCGAAUGAAGUCGUAUAACAUUCCCAGUAUGGCCAAAUCUCUCGAUUUCGUGAACCUUUUAUGUUUCCACUAUUGGCAUUCGGUCUAUGAGCAGACGACGGGAAUGAUCUCACCGCUUUACGGUCGAAAAGGACUAUCUGCUGAGGACUCUGAGCGGAAUAUUAAUUGGUCAGCUCAUCAAUGGCAUCAUCGGGGCUUUCCCAAACACAAAAUCCUCAUCGGUGUCCCGACUUUUGGGCACGGUUGGGAUUUAUGGGACACAUCAAAAAACGAGCCCGGUUCACGUGACAAUCAUCCCACCGACAGCCUGCCCGAUUCCAACGAGCGAGGCUGCAUUGCCUACUAUGAAGUUUGUGAUCUGCUAGACGGCGGUUUGAAAAGCUCUUGGCAUGAUGAGCACAAAGUUCCAUGGUUGGUCGAGAACGGGAGAUGGUGGACCUACGACUGUCCUCAAUCGGUUGCAAUAAAGAUGCAGUUCAUCCGAACAAAUGGCUUUGGAGGAGCCACGGCUUGGUGUCUUGAUCUCGACGAUUUCAAGGGUCUAUCCCAGCAACAUGGUGGCAUCAAGUAUCCAUUGAUCGCCACAAUAGCAAAAGUACUGGGCAGGCCACAAAAC
Molecule: messenger RNA, 2100 nt
Organism: Mesorhabditis belari
Lineage: Eukaryota; Metazoa; Nematoda; Chromadorea; Rhabditida; Rhabditidae
Source: the annotation of a GenBank genome assembly